Molecule: messenger RNA, 1531 nt
Organism: Sinocyclocheilus anshuiensis
Lineage: Eukaryota; Metazoa; Chordata; Actinopteri; Cypriniformes; Cyprinidae
Product: protein unc-119 homolog A-like
Exons: 5
Coding region: 314-928 (204 amino acids)
Biological process (GO): negative regulation of clathrin-dependent endocytosis; negative regulation of caveolin-mediated endocytosis; positive regulation of protein tyrosine kinase activity
Cellular component (GO): spindle pole; intercellular bridge; centrosome
Molecular function (GO): lipid binding
Source: RefSeq, a predicted model, not a curated record
ACUGUUCAUCUCGCUAGGGUUUUGCUCGAUUACAUGAAGUGGUUGCUUUAAUACCUUCAGCAGCAGGCAGACAUGCAGAUUACAGAGCUAGAGCCACUCGCCCUAGGAACGAAGGAGUAAAAUAACUCAAUAUCUUUAGAAGACUGACUGGCUGGGGGAGGUGAAUGCGCUAUUGUAUCCGUAAAAAGGCUGCGUUAAAUAACGACAACGCAUAACACAGCAGAGGUGAGGCAAACAAACGGCCCUUGCCAGAGAGGUUGGGUGCGAAGACUGCAACUCGUGCACGAACAGCAGCAUCGUAUAGCAUUUAGAGAUGAAAGUGAAGCAAGGCUGCGACGCGGAUGUCCCGUGUACGACCGAAGAGGUUUUGUUAAAAAGCACAGAAAUAACGCCGGAGGAUGUACUCGGGCUGCAGAAGAUCACAGACAAUUACCUCUGUGGUCCAGAGCAGAACAUACACAAGAUCGACUUCACCAGGUUCAAAAUCCGAGACAUGGAGACAGGCACAGUUCUUUUUGAGAUCACCAAACCCCCUACAACAGAGAGUGGGGAGGGCAGAACGGACUUUGACCAGAACGCCGGGCGCUUUGUGCGUUACCAGUUCACCCCCGCUUUCCUCCAACUACGCCAGGUUGGCGCCACGGUGGAGUUCACUGUAGGCGAUGUUCCCAUCAACAACUUCCGAAUGAUCGAGAGGCACUAUUUCCGUGGGCAGCUGCUGAAGAGCUUUGACUUUGAGUUUGGUUUCUGCAUCCCGAGCAGUAAGAACACCUGUGAACACAUCUAUGAGUUCCCACCACUCUCUGAAGAAAUAAUGCGUGAAAUGAUCCUUCACCCUUAUGAGACGCAAUCUGACAGCUUUUACUUUGUGGACAACAAACUUGUGAUGCACAAUAAGGCAGAUUAUUCUUACAACGGUGGAUCGUAGGAAGUCAUUCUCACCUUUUGCAUUGAGUUGCAAUGGACCGGCAGAGGAAAGUGGCAUCUAGGCAUCUAAUCUUAUAUGUGAUGAUGCAUUUGGCUAAAACAAACAAAAAACACCCCAAUCUCAGGAUUUGUGUGUGUGUGUGUGUGUGUGUGUGUGUGUGUGUGAGUGAGAGAAAGAAUGUUGCUCAGAAUGGGCCAGUACUACUUUUUUCCUUAGAAUCAUGUAAAGUAUGUGAUAACUCUGUCUCUUCGAGGAUAUGAGUGUGCCUGUGCACAUGUGCAUUCAUUGCAUGCUCUGUUUUUUUGUGUUUUUCAAAGCCCAAAGCCAAAUAAUUCUAAACAACCCUGAUUUUUGACUAAAUGUUCAUACAGCGAUGUCGCUCAAGGCUUCUAAAGCAUAAAAAGAGCAUCAUGUUGAGUGGGUUGGAGAUACAGUGACCAAUGCAGUGUGUAAAGGAAGGGAUACUGUCAGGAACUGUGUAUUUUGCGCUGACAUUGCACCCACUUCCUGUUGGCCUCUACAGAAGGGCCUGGUUUUGCUUUAUUUUUCUCACUUUCAUUUUUGAAUGCUCAUAAUUUGGUCGAUGAUGUAAAUCUAUGUUAU